Messenger RNA from Tuber aestivum (summer truffle), 635 nucleotides. The record is from the annotation of a GenBank genome assembly. Lineage: Eukaryota; Fungi; Ascomycota; Pezizomycetes; Pezizales; Tuberaceae.
AUGGCCAACCCAUAUCCGAACCGUUAUUCACAGCAUUUUCGGCAGCCAUCCGCCCCAGGGCCAUCUAGUAUGGGAGGAUCCCAACAAUCUCCUGCGUUGGUUGCUCGGAUAAACGAGAAGAAGCAAGAACUUGAGAAUCUACAAGCCCUACGGGAUUUAUCAGCGGGGUUGGCAUCACAGAUGCAACAAUUGGAAGAAAAGCUGGGAACAUUGGCUGAUGGAACGGAAGGUCGCUAUCCUCCGCCAACCUCGGACCGAUAAAUGCUAAUAGGGUUGGUUGUACAGCCGUUGCUGCAGUGUUAUCUAAUUGGCACAACGUGCUACGAGCCAUAGCUAUGGCUUCUUGUGAGUUACUAGAGUUACUAGAUAUGUGAUAACAAUGAGGGAUCAAGUGCUUACUGUUGCAGCUAAAAUACCCAAACCGAAGGACCCCGAAGCCGACGACAACCCGUUCGCACCUGAGAAGGCGGCGGACGAAAGUGAAGGCCUAAGGAAGGAUGAAAACGGCGUCUCUAUGCCACAAACGCUCGUCAGGAUCCCAGUACUACCACAACCAUCCAAGUGACCGGCUAGAUACGAUUACAUGAGAUCGCCGCCCUCCUGUGUUGGUCGGAAGCUUAUUCCUGGUUUGAAAG